Saccoglossus kowalevskii is the source of this 673-nucleotide messenger RNA. Its product is annotated as alpha-actinin, sarcomeric-like. NCBI's taxonomy places the organism in Eukaryota, Metazoa, Hemichordata, Enteropneusta, Harrimaniidae. The record is from RefSeq and is a predicted model, not a curated record.
AGAGCAUUGACCAAAUAUCACAUUCCGCUCGAACUGUAAACUAGUCAAGCCCGGUGGUGAUGCGAGAUGCCGUGACCCCGAGCUCACGCAAAACAAGAAAUUUGAACCGACUUGGAGUUACACCAAGCUGUGCUGAUGCCAAUAAUCUUUCCGUCAAAAUGGCGAAGAGCUCGGAAACUGCAGGCAAAUUCAACGACAUUGGAUAUCUGUGGAAUAUGCAUAAACGAUGCCAUCACAUUAACUAUGACAGUGUAAGGCAGUGCCUGACAAGUUUAGGAUAUCAUAUCGGUGAAGACAACCCACAGGGUGACAAAGAAUUCAACAAGAUAUUGCUUAAACUGGACCCUCAUAGGAACGGAUACAUUUCCUAUGACAUUCUGGUAAACUUCCUGUCACGUGAGCCAAGUGACGAAGACCCGGAUGAGCAACUACUAGAAUCAUUCAGAUUAUUAGCCCGGGGAAAGGCAUACAUCACCCCUGAACAACUUCGGAAUACCUUCCCGCCGGAUAUUGCCGACUAUUGUAUUGGCAGGAUGGCGCUUUUCGAAGGACCGGCGAUAGAGGGCGCUUUGGACUAUACAUCCUAUGAUAUCAGAAUAAAACACCCUGAUUACAGAUGACGUUACAAAAGGGAUAUGCAGGACAUUAAAACAUAUUUAUUUUUCACAUCAUA